UAGAAACAGUCUCUUAGCUCGCUUUCGCUCUCAAGCCAAUCUUUUCCCUCGCUCUGACUCCUCUUCGAUAAGCUUGACGAGCUUCCAACUGUUCUGUUCAAUGAAUCAACCCUAAGUAUUCAUCUCACUUUGCCUAGGAGGCAACACAAGCGGUUUAGGCGGAGGCUGUUAUCUCUUGAAUCCAACAACUGAAGAGAAAAGUUCAAGGGCAACCCACUGAUUACUACCACUUCUCCACUCACGAAGAGAUGGAUCUAGAUGAAUUUGUACAUGAAGAGAUGGGUUGAAUCCAAAAGCUAAAGAAAAGUUCAAGGGCAAGCCCACUGAUUCCUACCACUUCUCCACUCACGAAGAUAUGGAUGUAAAUGAAUUUGUACAUGUUUUGCACAUUCCGAUUUUGAAUUUGGGGUUCAGUUGAAGAUUCAAAGCUAGGUGGUUCAAAAAAACAUAAAAGAUCAUCCACAAUGAAAGGUUUAUUGGUCAGCCCAAAGUGAAAUCUGCUAUUGUUCCUAAUCAACAUCCUUGUCAUAAUUCUUCUUCGAUCUUCUUCUGUUAGUUCUAACAAACAAUGUCGCCGUCUAGCAGAUCAUCAGCAUCUGCAAGAUCCAUAGCACUGAGGAUUAAGAAUGCAGCAAUGAAAAGGUCAAGAUCAACAUCUGCCACACCAAUAAAUGAAAGUGUUUCAGAAGUAGCUACCUCCCCCAAGAAGUUUGUGACACCACCAAAAAAAGCUGCAACCCCAAAGAAGCCUAAAGCUACUAGAAAAGCUUCCUCCCCCAAGAAGCGUCAAACUACAUCAAGAAAAGUGAAGCUGAGCAAGACUUCUAAGUUCAAGAAAGUUGUGGCAUCAAGUAAGUCAUCGGAAAAGUCAAUUUUGACAAAGAGUAAGGCCACUGCUCAUGAUGAUGAUGAAAACAAAACCGGUGGAUUAAAGCUACUGAAGCGAGGGAUGGUAACUAUGAGCCGCAUCACAAAUAGACUUAUCCGAGGAAAGAAACUUACUGUCAAGUUCAAUGAUAAAGGGGAACCUGUUGGUAAGGUGGCAAAGGAAAUGCAGUCUUACAUAGGAGUGUUGGCUCGUACAAAGAUCCCAAUCUCAAUAUCAGAUUGGAGAGACGUCGAUCAAGACGAAAAGGAAAAAAUCUGGGAGUCCAUAACGGAUGCAUUUGUCAUACCUAAAGAAUGUUGGAAAAUGGUGAUCACAUCGGCUGCAAAUAAAUGGAGAGAGUUCAAGAGCAAGUUGACCAAGUUAUACAUUAUCCCUUACAUGAAUGAACCUGAUCUCUUGGAAUUUCCACCGGACGAUUACCGAAGCAUAACGAAAGACAAUUGGCAAACGUUUGUUGCUGACAGGCUUUCAGCUGGUUUUCUGGAAGUACGUGAGGCUCAAAUUAUGAAGCGAAAGGAGAAUAAAUACCCUCACCGUAUGGCACGUAAAGGGUAUGCAAAUUUGCAGGAAGAAUUGUCUGAAAGUGUGCCGUUAGAACAACUGGAUAGAGCUACAAUGUGGAUUAAGGCAAGGCAAGAUAGGAAUGGUCAGUUCAAACAAGCUGAGGUAGAGGAGACCGCAAAAAAAAUUGAAAACUUAAAGAAAAGGGAGGUUGAAGGGGAGAUCACCACAUGUGGGUCUGAUGAUGUGCUGACUAUUGCAUUGGGGAAUCCCGAGCAUCAUGGUCGGGUUAGAGGUGUCGGUGGGACUGUGAAGCCAUCUGCAUAUUUCAAUUUGCCAAAACGGCAGAGAAAGAGUGUGGAAGAGACUGUGAGGUUGUCACUGAAGAAAAUAUUUGAGGAGGAGAAGGAUAGUUUAAUUGCUAAGGAAAGAGCUUCAUGGGAGGAGGAGAGAGAUAAACAGUUGGCUGAGGAAAGAGCUUAUUGGGCUAAGCAGUUUGCCAGGCUAGAAGCAAAGAUUGAUGGGAAGGAGUUGCCUAUUGAUACACCCAAAGCUGCUACACCGGUCAAUGAACUUGGUUCAGGACAAGGGAGCUGUUCCCGACAUGGUGAAAAGGGUGUAAAUUGUAAUGGGGAAACUGAGAUAGUGAUGGUUGCAAAGAAGAAGUUGGUCUUAAGAGAUGAUGUGAACGUGGUAUCUAAAGAGGAACUUGUGCAUGCCACUAAUGGGAAGGCAAAACUAACUGGGGUAUUGGAAGAGGAGUUAAGACAUGUCUUUGCUGUUCCGAAGGCAAGAGUAAAUGAUGCAGAGCUUUCAUUAUGUGAAUGGUCAAAAGGUUUUGUUAGGCAGAAUGAGUGCAAACUAGCCAUUGAUUCGGUGGAAAACAUUGUAGCCAUUGGAACAAUCAUCAAUGUCGACAUUGAGACCAAGCAGCAAACUGUCCAUGGUGUUCCAUUGGGCGAGGAAAAUGUGCGCGUCACUAUCAUUCGUACAUUGGUUCAUGAAGCUUUGCUACCAUUUCCCAUAAAAGAUGAGAUAGUGACGGUUAAGGAUGCCAUUGGGACUUGUGUUGCUUGGCCGAAGAACCUUGUCAUUGCCCCUGCAGCAGAUGCCAAGAAAAGGUCAAAGCGUAAAAAUCAAAAGAGGACAACAAGAGAUAUGUGUGAAGAUAAUGAAGAUUUGCAAAACCUACCACCAAAUCUGCCAGUAGCUGUAACUGCCUUGUGCAUUUGGGCCAACACUGAUUUGCGGGAUGGAGUCACCAUCUACACCACUUUUGAUGCUGAAAUUUUUGGUCAUCCAAAGAAAGCUGUUGUCUUUAGAAGUGACAUCUAUGCCAUGGCACACAUGUUGGAAAUAGGAGGCGGCUGCAUUGUUUUUUACAUGAGCUACCUUUAUAAUGUUUUGAAGAGUUCCAAGAUGACUGACAUGGUAGCCUUUGUCGACCCUGAUCACACCGGUGCACUUGGCUGCGGAAAUCCAACUGAACGCGCUCGGUCUUUGUCUAAUCGGUUUGAAAAUGGGAAGCCUGGACAGAUUUAUUUGGUGCCAUAUAACUCAGGUUCUCAUUGGAUGUUGUCUGUUGUGAAUCCCGAUGAAGAGAUGAUUUACUUCAUGGAUCCGUUAAAGAGGCGCCUCAUAACUGGUGAAUGGAAAACAAUUUUGGAUAACUCCAUUAAAAUCUACAAUGUGCACAAGAAUAGGAAAGGGAGGAAAUUAAUCCAAUGGAAAAAUCUUGCUGGCAUUCUGGAGCAAAAUGGUGGCAAGAGUUGUGGUUAUUGGAUCAUGCGUUACAUGAAGGAGAUAGUGGAAGACACAAAUUUGGAGUUUGCUACUAAGUGGGAGAGAAGAACAAAUCUUGUUUACACAAAAAGAAUAUUGAUGAAGUUCGGGCUGAAUGGGCAAAACAUGUUAUAA
Rosa chinensis is the source of this 3307-nucleotide messenger RNA. RefSeq lists its product as uncharacterized. Lineage: Eukaryota; Viridiplantae; Streptophyta; Magnoliopsida; Rosales; Rosaceae. The record is from RefSeq and is a predicted model, not a curated record. The transcript has 18 exons. Gene Ontology annotation, molecular function: cysteine-type peptidase activity. Gene Ontology annotation, biological process: proteolysis. Bases 569 to 3307 code for a protein of 912 amino acids.